CUCCUGUCGCGCUUCUUCUCCUGAAAACACGCGAGAAGGUUCUGUGAUCGAUCCACCCUGCCGCUUCGUUGCUGCUUCGCUCAAACAGUGUGCAGAACACACAGGUCGGGAACGCGCUCCAGACGUUCGGUGCGAUACAGAUCUGAAACUUCUGAUGAUGAUUGUAGAAGGAGGACGCCGGGCGAGGGAGCUGGACCUUCAGUGUCCUGCACACAGGUGAACGACAACACAGUCAGGUGUGUUGUCACCUUUAGCAGAAAACAUUCACAUUCAUUUCGGAAAUAAGAGCAGGCUUUUAAAAAGAAAAGACAUGAAUUGAGUUGCACGUUACACUUUUAUUCCAGCAUUGUUCUGUUUUUGUUUGGCUUUAAAAAAGAAUGACCUGAAUAAACCUCCUGAUAUUGUCAAGUGUCAACUGGUGACCAGACCGGCCAACUGUGUCGCGUCUGACGUCGAUUGGAAGUGAAAGUCCUCAAGUUUCUGUGAAGAGAAAGACAAGACGUUGUGCUCAGCUGGAAGCGUGUCGCCAGCGAGCGGCCGGCCUUCCUGGCCUCCUCCAUCCCUCAAACAAAUCGACGAGUGCUCUGAGGAAAGGAGCGGGGUCUUGUGAGGGUGGGAUCGGAGGCUCGACAGCCGCCUCGUGCCUGGGACGCGGUGCUCUUCCCCUGCUGAGCCUCUGCGUCGGCCUGUGAGGAGCCGGCUGUGCGGCCGACCUCCACUGUGACCUCUGCUCUGUUCAGUCCUCUGUGCUGCGUGAGACGGACCCGAGGAGCCGGCAGGUCCUUGACCUUUCAGUCAAACAUCGACCCAAGUUUGAUUUGGAUUUUUUCAUUUUAGCUUUUCUUUCUUUCUUGAGCUGGGUCAGGGUUAGGGAUUCACAAGGCGGCGCUCUGUGAUCUGAGUCUUUAGAAAGCAGCAUCUGGUCCAAAGCCUCGUCUGUGGAACUUGGAGGGAGGGAGUGGACCCGGGUGUUGGACAGCAGCCGUGCCACUGAGCCCAGCUCCGCCGGCGACAGGACCCGGCGGCCCGGCCUCCCACGUGUCUGAGAUGACGUUGCAGCGAUGAGCCGCGGGCCAGGCCUUCACCAUGGAGUUCGCUGCCCCCGGUGGUCGAGAGGAGGAGCGCACGUCUCCUCCGGUGUAGGAUGGUGAAACACAACCAGGACAGAAACGCAAGUCCAGACCCAGAAGGCCCCAAUAGCGCCCCCACCCAGAGCCCGGAGGCCGGUCCGUUGGACCAGCUUCUGCUGAGGUUAGAGGAGGAGCUGCAGUGCGGGACCCAGCAGACGGACGGCGAGAGUUUGCCGUGCCACUUUCGGCCCUUCGCCAGUCGGGAGGAGUACGAGCUGGUGCGCCUGACGCACCGGCAGCUGCAGCACAGCGGCUUCUACUGGGGCGCCACCAGCAUGGCGGACGCUCACCACGCUCUGGCUCAGGCACCUGUCGGGACCUUCCUCAUCAGAGACAGCAGCCAGCCGGACGUCUUCUUCACGCUCAGCUACCAGAGCGAGCAGGCGCCCACCAGCGUGCGCGUCCUCAUCGAGUGCCUGCGCUUCCGCCUGAGCGGCAGCGCCAAGAGCUUCCCGUCGAUGUUCGCCCUGCUGGCGCACUACACCAGCGGCUCCUGCAAGCUCACCAGGCCGCACCGCCGCGAGCGGCCCGAGCGCCUCAAGCAGCUCUGCCGCCGCGCUCUGGUCAAGACGCACGGCGCCGGCGCGCUCAGGACGUUCGCAGGGCUCAGCGCGGAGCUGAGGGACUACGUCGGCGCGUACCCGCACGCCAUUUAGCGCCAACUGGAGACUCGCUGGACACCUGCGGUGACAGCGCGCUCGCCGGUAGCGGCCACACGAGGGCGCCACUCCGCUUUCUCUGAAUCAGAGAAGUCGCUCAGUUCCCAUGUGGAAGGUUGUGUUUGUCCUUGAAUGGUGAAUCGCCUUCAAAUCCGGAACCACUUUUAGAUUCGUGAUGUUGGUCAUCGGACCUCAGACUGUGUGAGAAGUGACGUCAUUAAAGGGGAGUUGCUUCCAGAGUGGUCGUUCAUCUGCGGCGCGUCUGCGUGACGCUGACCUCUGCACCGGGGUCACGCACGGAUUCAGUCCGAGCUCGGGCUCCUCACUCACGGUCGUGUCUCAGUCCCGCUUCUUCUGCUCUCUGGGUCGCGGGGGCAGCAGCUGCUCUCCUGCUGUCCCCGACCCGGGGCCUCCUCCCAUUAAAUCGAGCUCGUCAGGUUUGAAGCCGGACCAGGGCGUCACGUGGUCUUGGGUCGGAAGCAUCUCGGAGGGUUCCCCUCGGUGA
Molecule: messenger RNA, 2294 nt
Organism: Synchiropus splendidus (mandarinfish)
Lineage: Eukaryota; Metazoa; Chordata; Actinopteri; Syngnathiformes; Callionymidae
Gene: socs1b
Product: suppressor of cytokine signaling 1b
Exons: 4
Coding region: 1145-1786 (213 amino acids)
Biological process (GO): phosphatidylinositol phosphate biosynthetic process
Cellular component (GO): phosphatidylinositol 3-kinase complex
Molecular function (GO): 1-phosphatidylinositol-3-kinase regulator activity
Source: RefSeq, a predicted model, not a curated record